Alosa sapidissima (American shad) is the source of this 2821-nucleotide messenger RNA. RefSeq names its product opsin-5-like. NCBI's taxonomy places the organism in Eukaryota, Metazoa, Chordata, Actinopteri, Clupeiformes, Clupeidae. Bases 167 to 1546 code for a protein of 459 amino acids. The record is from RefSeq and is a predicted model, not a curated record. Gene Ontology annotation, molecular function: G protein-coupled receptor activity. Gene Ontology annotation, cellular component: membrane. The transcript has 6 exons. Gene Ontology annotation, biological process: G protein-coupled receptor signaling pathway.
GAGCCUACACCUUCAGUUUAUCCUGAUAGUAUUUGCGAGUUUUUACCUUUUAAAAUUAGAUAGCUAGGCUACUGUCUUAUUGUGAUCUGCGGCAACGUGCCUACUCAACUUGCAAGUGACGAGCAUUUUCAAAGCCAUCUUUUUGUUUUAAGGACAAAGUCAUUGGAUGACUUUUGGAGCCUCCCAAGGGAUUGUUAGUAGAACAGGAAAUAUGUUGAAUGUAUUGGAGGAUGAGGUAUUGUUUCAGUCAACCAUCCCAGAGGCUGCAGAUAUCAGCAUGGCCAUUGUCUAUGCUAUAUUUGGUAUGUGCUCGGUGCUUGGGAACAGCAUGCUGCUCUAUGUCUCCUAUAAGAAGAAGCAUCUACUUAAGCCAGCAGAGUUCUUCAUCAUCAACUUGGCUAUCAGUGAUCUGGGUCUGACUAUCUCCUUGUACCCAAUGGCUAUCCUCUCAAGUGCCUUUCACAGGUGGUUGUUUGGGAGGACGGCAUGCUUGAUCUACGCGUUUUGUGGCCUUCUGUUUGGAAUAUGCAGUCUGACCACGUUAACCUUGCUAAGUUUGGUGUGCUUUAUGAAAGUAUGUUAUCCUCUUUAUGGUAACAGGUUUCAGCCGUCCCACGGACGUCUGCUGGUGGCGUGUGCCUGGCUCUACUCCCUGGGCUUUGCGGGCUGCCCGCUGGUCCACUGGGGUGAGUACGGCCCGGAGCCAUACGGCACGGCCUGCUGCAUCGACCUGCGCCUGUCCAACCUCCAACCGGGUGCCCGCUCCUACAUGCUGGUGCUCUUCGUCGGCUGCUACCUCCUUCCCUGCGCAGUCAUGGUGGUGUCGUACACCAGCAUCCUGGUGACUGUGCGCACCACCAAGAAAGCCAUGGAGCGUCACGUGCCCAAGAAGACUCGCAUGGGCAACAUCCAGGCCAUUAUUGUAAAGCUCAGCGUUGCCGUGUGCAUCGGCUUCCUCUCUGCGUGGAGCCCCUACGCCGUGGUGUCCAUGUGGGCGGCGUUCGGCCACCUAGAGAGCAUCCCUCAACUGGCCUUCGCUGUGCCCGCCAUGUUCGCCAAGUCCUCCACCAUCUACAACCCUCUCGUCUACAUGCUGCUCCGCCCCAGCUUCCGCAGGGUCGUGUGCCGGGACCUGGGCGUGCUGCGCCGCGUCUGUCUGCUGGGCUGUACCAGCUCGUCACAGCCCCGCGGCCCCCCGAGGCCUUCCAAGUCGCCCCGCAGCGCCAUGGGCAUCAUGCCACUGAGGAUAAAGCGCAGCGUGUCGCCGCGCUCUUUGGAGCCCAGGGGGAGAGUGUGCAGAUGCAGUGACGCGUACGAGUGCUUCCGGAACUACCCUAAGGCCUGUUGCGUGCACCUCAACCCCAAGGCAGCACUUGUGCAGUGCCCCUCUCAGGAGAAGGUCACACCGGUGACCUCCGACCUGGAAAUUCAAACCAAAAGGCUACCCGCCAGCAGGGUGGUUACUAGGCAAAGGACAGAAGACAUUGAUUAUUUGCAGUUCAACUUGGAGACUGUGCCAGGACAUGUUAAAGUGGCCUGGCCAUAAAGCAUACCAAUGUCUGACACUGUUAAAUUCAGCUUUUCUGAUACACAGCAAACUUUGCAUUAAAUGGUUAACAUAGAGUAUGGACACAUACAUUUAUUUUCUACAGGCUUUCUACUGCAGUUAAAGGAGAAUUCUUGGCAUUUUUCACCUAGAUCUCUGUUUCUCUAGGUAACCGAAUACCGUCGGCACAAAAAACAGUGCUACACUCUGGGGGCAUGUUAACUUCAUGUGAUGCACAUGCCCCCCAAGUGUAGCACUGUAACUGCCUGGCUACUCUAGCCGUUGGCUGCAGCAACCCGAGCUAGGUAGCAGUGAUUUUUUUUUGUCCCAACAGUACUUGGUGAGCUCAAGAAACAGAGAUCUAGGCCUAUGUGAAAAAUGGUGGGAAUUCUCUUUUAAGAGUUCUCAGCACUCAAGAUCUCAAGUAAUGUACUUGGUACACAAUGCUGCAGUGAAGAACAAUAACAAAUCAACUCAUACUGUAAUUAUGACUUCAUCAGGUACCUCAGAAAGUGUGACAGUAAAUAGUAAUAGUAAAUCAUGAUAUCCAUUAUCUAUCUAAAAAAAGAUGAAUUGCCUGUCCUAUAUGGUCCAUUGUUUGAAGUGUGACGUGUUAAAUAUCAAUAGUGUAAACGACCAUGAAAUAAGACAGGUAUGAGGAAUAGUAUGAUUUGAGAUCUUUCCCUUUAAAUGGCAAUAUGCAAAUGAUCAGUGCACUGCACUCUCAUACUCCCUUGGUAGCGAUGCGGGGUAUGCAUUCCAUCUCCAAACUCAGGUUAAUUUUCCUGCAGGUUUUAUUUUCAGGGUCAACAAAAAGACACUAUAGCAUUCCGAUUAUGCAUUCUCUUCGCUGAAGCGCUGAGAUUUAAAUGGAAAGCAAAUUAUAAGCACAGACAUCAAAGGAUUUCAUUAAUGGCUAGUGGAAAGGCUUAUGAUGCUGCCUUUGCUUGGGUCAACUAAUUAAUACUGCCUGGACUAAUAUCUUGUGCAGGUUCAAAGGUAAAUGGUGGUUCAGGCUUACAGGGAGAGUAAUAUCAAAGAAAGAAAAAAACUUCUGUUACUCAUUGGGUUUGUAGGAUGAAAAUAUGCAAUAUGCAGUGAAAACAUUUCAGCAGUAUCCAACUAUAAAAUGAGAAAUCCCUGUCUGUCAAUAUGUUGUCCAUGUGUGUUUUUCCCAUCCCUAUCCAUCUUUCAUCUGAUCGACUUGGCAGGUGUAUGGGAACCCAAGUGAGUACAGUGUAGACUGUGACAUUGGAUGUGAAAUGUUAAAGAUAU